AUGACGAGGCGAGUCGGAAUGCAGUGGGUAUCAAUAUCAUUGCUGUUAUGCUGUGGGUUCGUUCAAGUGAGCACUGAUGGAACCGUAUUCUUGGAACGAGGCCACCGAGGGAUCGUUCCCUGUCCUCUCGUAGAAUCCUGCCAAAUUCCGAUUGGAGACAUCUUAGCGAUGUACUGGUUCUAUGGCUCAACAAGCGACACCUCCCUGCUCAUCUCCUACUUCAUUGGAAAAGUGGCUCCCCAAAACGGGAUCCCACAGGGCGUCUAUGAUAUCGACAAUGAGUUCAGUCUCGUCAUUGAGAACGUCACCGCCUUCAAUGAGGGAACCUACUACUUUCAGGUCAAACCGCGUUUGAAAGUGGUAGAAUCAGGAAGCGUAGAGGUCUGUGACAAGGUCUCCCCAAGUCGUCCAUAUCCUACCGUCAUCGGCUGCAAUCAAGACCACGAUGCAGACACGUGCGAGGUGAGAGUACGACACGACAGCACGGUGCAUAACCUGACCUGCGUCAUGGAGCAGGUCAAACCUGCCGUGCAAUUGGGGUGGAUCCGUCUGUUUUUGGGCGGGCAGACGGAACUCAAUGCCUCCACGACAGUCGGGCCUGUAGUUCUACCGGCCUACACGGGGUCGUCGUUGAGGAACAACACCUAUUCAACUUCAGCAUCAGUCCAAGUGGCAGCAGUUGACGAUGAGGAAGUCUACGAGUGUGAGGCAAUGGGUAUUGCAAUAGGAAGCAGUACACGCACGAGGGUGCGCCUUACCAAAACUUACCCUACAACGGCAACUUAUGACACAACGGCAACUGACAAUGAAAUGCAGUCCUCCAAUAAUCCAGGAACAACGCUUGUUUUGAUGGACGAGGUAACACCACCUGCCUUCCCAUUUACCCUGAGGCUUGCUCUGACGAUUACCAUAUUGGUAGUGCUAUUUAUCGCAGUCAUCUUUGAUGUUAUUUUACGUGGAUUAGUCCUAGCAAGCACUGAUGGAACCGUGUUCUUGGAACGAGGCCAACGUGGGAUCGUUUCCUGUCCUCUCGUUGAAUCCUGCCAAAUUCUUGGAGACAUCUUAGCGACGUACUGGCACUAUGGCUCAACGAGCGGCACAUCCCUGCUCAUCUCGUACUUCUUGGGAAGAGUGGCUCCCCAAAACGGGAUCCCAGAGGGCGUCUAUGAUAUCGACGAUGAGUUCAAUCUCAUCAUUGAGAACGUCAUCAACUCCAAUGACGGAACCUACUACUUUCAGGUUUUAGUGGCUGAAUUCUUGCUGAAUUAA
Molecule: messenger RNA, 1269 nt
Organism: Patiria miniata (bat star)
Lineage: Eukaryota; Metazoa; Echinodermata; Asteroidea; Valvatida; Asterinidae
Exons: 7
Coding region: 1-1269 (422 amino acids)
Source: RefSeq, a predicted model, not a curated record